Triticum urartu is the source of this 974-nucleotide messenger RNA. The record is from RefSeq and is a predicted model, not a curated record. Lineage: Eukaryota; Viridiplantae; Streptophyta; Magnoliopsida; Poales; Poaceae.
AUGGCUGACGGCAAAGAACAACUGACGGCAAAUCCAUACUUUGCCGUCUGUAAAGAAACACAGAUGGGCGCCCCCACCCGCAUCCAUUUCUCACCACGCACGCCCCACCCACCCAUCCCACCAAUCCCUCUCUCCCUUAUCCCUAAGCCCCACCACAAUCUCUCUCCCACGCCAGACCCCAUCUCUCCCUCAAUCCCUUCUCUGCCGCACACACUCCGCCUGGUCCCCUGCUCGUCAACCUCCGUCGGUCGACCCGCCUCACCGUCGCUUGAGCAGAGGCCGGCGCGGGAUCUCCCUCCUCCUCCCCUGCUCAUCAACCGCCACCGCUCGACCCCGCCUCUCCCUAGCGUAAGCCGAAGGCCAACGCGGGAUCUUCCUCGUCCUCCACGCCCGCGACCCGGCGCCUUCUCCUCCUCCCUUGCUCCUCAACCGCCGCUGGUCGACCCCGCCUCGCCGGCGCGGGAGCCUCCUCCUGUGCUCGUCAACCUCCGCCGCCCUUCCACACGGCAGGUCCUAUGGCAUGCGGAGGGCGCCGUGGCCGGCGACGAUGGCGCCGUGGCCGGCGACGAUGGCGCCGUCGAUGAGCAUCCCAGAGAUGAUGAGCGACGCGACGGGCAUGAAGAAGAAGGCCCAGGGGCUGCUCUCCUUCCUCGUGGCACCCGGAUCAGGUUUGAGGCGGCGGGCGACGAGAUCUGGGGCUCCAUGGCGCCAUGGUCAACUCUGCCAGAAGACCACCAUUCACCUCCUCUAGCUCGACGACCGUGAUCGGAUCUGGAUGCUGGCAAGGGCCAGUUCGUCCGUUUUGUAAUCGUUUUGUUGUUGUUUGGUUUGUUCGUUUUUCAUAUAAAUGGAGAACAUUAUAUUGUGUAACUACUGUGAUGAUGGAUAUAGUAUGUAAAUAGAAUAUUUCUGUCUUGUAAAAAUCCGUUCAUUCGUCAUUGCUAUGAAAGAUUUUCCAUAUGCCUUCAUCCAUC